Lepisosteus oculatus (spotted gar) is the source of this 984-nucleotide messenger RNA. The record is from RefSeq and is a predicted model, not a curated record. Lineage: Eukaryota; Metazoa; Chordata; Actinopteri; Semionotiformes; Lepisosteidae.
AUGCAGGAAUACCAAGUUGGAAACUUUUCUCACACAACAUUUUUUUUAAUUGGGUUUUCACCACUUAACGAACACAGAUGGCUGCUUUUUUUCCCUUUCUUCCUGAUGUUUGCCUUGUCUGUUGUGGCCAAUUCAAUUUUGAUAUUUGUUGUUAAGACACAAAGGAGUUUACACUCUCCGAUGUGUGUUUUAAUAGGUGUCACAUCCGUUGUCAACCUGUUUCUGACCAUGUCUUUCAUGCCAAGAAUGUUGAUAAGCUUUUUAUUUAACUGGAAUGGUAUUUCUCUGUUGGAGUGUCUGGUCCAAAUGUUUUUUAUUAACUUCACUGGUUCAUUCCAGUCAUCCAUUCUCCUCCUGAUGGCUGUAGAUCGCUGUGUCGCCGUAUGCUUUCCACUGCACUAUAGUGAUUAUAUAAACACUUCUAAUUGCCUGAAAUUUUUUUGUGCAUCUUUUAUCAGAAGUGCUUUUUCCUUUGUGGUUAUUUCUUUCCUUGAUGGCAAUCUCUCUUACUGUAACUCAAAUGUCAUGGAUCGUUGCUUCUGUGAGCAUAUGGCCAUGAUGGGACUGGCCUGUGGAGACACUACAAUCAAUGGCAUUGUAGGACUGUUAAUAAUUAUUUUUCUAACAAUUUUUGACUGGAUUUUAGUUGUUGUAUCUUAUGUCAAAAUCUUUGCUUCUGUUUUUUUAAAAGACUCUGGGAAGUCAUCCCGUAAAGCAAUCCAUACCUGCACUACCCACUUAAUAGUCUUGUGCUCAUCUUACAUGUAUUAUAUAUUAGCUACUAUUUCAUAUCUGAUUGGCAAUGCAAUGCCUCCUAAUAUCCGUGCCUUCUUGAGUUUAAUGUAUCUAGUUUUUCCCAGCUGUUUUCAUCCAAUUAUUUAUGGCUUCAGGACAAAGGAGAUAUGGAAACAUAUAAUAAAAAUACCCAAAAAUAUGAAGGUCACUCCAUUCUCGGUUAAAGUGUCAAGUGUAACUCGAAAAUAA